This is a messenger RNA of Benincasa hispida (wax gourd), 1566 nucleotides long. RefSeq names its product acetylornithine deacetylase-like. Gene Ontology annotation, molecular function: hydrolase activity. Lineage: Eukaryota; Viridiplantae; Streptophyta; Magnoliopsida; Cucurbitales; Cucurbitaceae. The record is from RefSeq and is a predicted model, not a curated record.
UUUCUGUGUGCAAAUUAAAUCUUUUGUUAUUUGAAAUCACACAACAUACACAGCCAUGAGUUCCAGUUCAUCCAUUAAAGACAUUCUUGGUGAGCUCCAGAAGGAUUCCUACAUUUCUUUACUGUCGAAGCUCAUCGGCGAGGCGGAGUUCGUCCAGAACAACCCGCCCGACCUGAUUCCUCAAGAGGAUAAGGUCGGCCGUCACGUCCUUGAUGUUCUUUAUCCCUUCAGCACUGACAAUGGUGGACCCUUGAUCAUCAAGAAUGUCGAAUAUGCUCCUGGGCGUGGAAAUUUGAUUAUUGAGUAUCCGGGAACUGUUCCUGGAAAAGUCGUCUCCUUCGUCGGAAGUCACAUGGAUGUUGUCCCUGCCGAUCGCGAAACUUGGGAAUUUGAUCCAUUCUCAUUGAGUAUUGAUGGGGAUAAACUACGAGGACGUGGGACUACUGAUUGUUUGGGACAUGUUGCUCUUUUAACUGAACUCUUGAAGAAGAUUGCAGAAACUAAACUAAAAUUGAAGUCAUCUGUUGUUGUUAUAUUCAUUGUCUCUGAAGAGAACAAUUCAAUUCAAGGAAUUGGAGUAGAACAACUUCAUAAAGAUGGAUACUUUGAUAAUUUAAAAGGAGGUCCUUUAUAUUGGAUAGAUACAUCAGAUUCACAACCUUGUAUUGGUACUGGAGGUUCCUUAACUUGGUCAAUGAAAACAACUGGAAAACUUUUCCACAGUGGCAUGCCAGACAAGGCUAUUAAUGCUUUGGAGCUAGCAAUGGACGCUCUCAAACCAAUCCAAUUAAGGUUUUAUGAAGAUUUUCCAGCUGCUCCUAAGGAAGCAGAAUAUGGAUUUGCAAUACCAUCAACCAUGAAACCAACCCAAUGGAAUUAUCCUGGAGGUGGUAUUAAUCAAAUUCCGGGAGAAUCUACCAUUGCUGGAGAUGUAAGGUUAACUCCCUUCUACGAUAUGGAUUAUCUUAAGACAAAAAUCCAAGAGUAUGUUGAUUAUAUUAAUGCACAUGUGGAGGAUCUUGAAUCAAGGGGUCCAGUUUCAAAGUAUACCCUACCAGCUGAAGGCCUAAGGGGAAGAAUCGAUAUGACUUUUGGUGUGCCGUUACCGGGAAUUGCAUGUGAUCUUGAUUCUAUCGGCUAUAAAGUUUUAUAUAAUGCAACAGAGGAAGUUAUAGGGCAUGUCAAACCUUUCUCACUUACUGGGACUUUGCCACUUGUUGCUGAUCUUCAGAAGGAUGGCUAUGAUGUUCAGAACGUUGGCUAUGGUUUGUCUGAUACCUACCAUGCAGACAAUGAGUAUUGUAAUUUUAGUGAUAUGGCCAAUGGCUACAAGGUUUUUGCCAGCAUUAUCUCUCAAUUAGAAGAAGUUUGAUAAAUUCACCAAAGUUGUGUUCUAAUGGUUAAUGGUUUGAGAGUGAACUCACAAACUGUGAUUAUGUAUUCACUCAAACUGCAGAGUAAUACUAAUAAAUAAAACCAUCUGCAGAUAAUAUGUGGUUUGUGCUUUUGAAUGCUUUUCUUGAUGUACUUGUAAUAUGUAUUCAAUGAAGGCAUGCAAUAGUAGAG